UCCAUGGAGAACAGCACAGAGGUGCAUGUGUUUAGACUCUUAGGACUGACCGACACUCCAGAGCUGCAAGGCCCCCUCUUCAUAAUAUUCACUCUCAUAUAUCUCUUCACUCUCAUUGGAAAUCUUGGGAUGAUCACGUUGAUUCUGUCGGAUGCACGUCUCCACACUCCCAUGUAUUUUUUCCUCAGUCACCUCUCUCUGGUGGAUUGUGUUUACUCCUCAGCUGUUACUCCCAAGGUGAUGGCUGGAUUUCUCACAGGAGAUAAAGUCAUCUCCUAUGGGGGAUGUGUGGCUCAGAUGUUCUUCUUUGUGGCUUUUGCCAGUAUAGACUGUUUUCUACUAGCUGUCAUGGCUUAUGAUCGUCACGCAGCAGUGUGUAAGCCCUUACGUUACACCACCACGGUGACCACCCGUGUGUGUGCUCAAAUGGCAGUAGCCUGCUACAUUUGGGGAUUUGUUGAAUCUGCCAUCCACACUGGAUUCACCUUCUGCCUCUCCUUCUGCCAUUCCAAUGUGGUCCAUCACUUCUUCUGUGAUAUUCCCCCAAUCCUGGCUCUUUCUUGCUCUGAUGUCUCUAUAAAUGAAAUUGUGCUCUUUAUCUUAGCAGCGUUCAAUGUCUUUUUUGCCCUUACAGUUAUCUUGACCUCCUAUCUAUUCAUAUUCAUUGCUAUCCUGAGAAUGCACUCAGCAGAGGGACGGAGGAAAGCUUUUUCCACCUGUACUUCUCACCUCACUGCUGUUACCAUAUUCUAUGGAACUGUAAUCUUCAUGUACUUACAACCCGGUUCAAAUCAUUCUAUGGACAAUGACCAAAUGGCAUCUGUGUUCUAUACAAUAGUAAUCCCCAUGUUGAACCCUAUUGUCUAUAGUCUAAGAAACAAAGAGGUGAGUAAUGCCUUGAGGAAAGCCACUGAGAAGAUGAAGAUUAUGUUUAGCACACAGGUUUAA
This is a messenger RNA of Phacochoerus africanus (Common warthog), 948 nucleotides long. RefSeq names its product olfactory receptor 5B2-like. The record is from RefSeq and is a predicted model, not a curated record. Gene Ontology annotation, molecular function: G protein-coupled receptor activity; odorant binding; olfactory receptor activity. NCBI's taxonomy places the organism in Eukaryota, Metazoa, Chordata, Mammalia, Artiodactyla, Suidae. Gene Ontology annotation, cellular component: membrane. Gene Ontology annotation, biological process: sensory perception of smell; G protein-coupled receptor signaling pathway. The transcript has a single exon. Bases 4 to 948 code for a protein of 314 amino acids.